Messenger RNA from Hypomesus transpacificus, 2705 nucleotides. Its product is annotated as frizzled-7-A-like. Gene Ontology annotation, biological process: canonical Wnt signaling pathway; non-canonical Wnt signaling pathway. Bases 207 to 1931 code for a protein of 574 amino acids. Gene Ontology annotation, cellular component: plasma membrane. Lineage: Eukaryota; Metazoa; Chordata; Actinopteri; Osmeriformes; Osmeridae. The record is from RefSeq and is a predicted model, not a curated record. Gene Ontology annotation, molecular function: Wnt receptor activity; Wnt-protein binding. The transcript has 2 exons.
UGGGCACCUUGAAACCGACAGACCUCAGUUGAGUGUGGGGAAUCAAUCUGAUUGGUAUCCUCAGCUCGGCAAACCCCGGUCCUCACGGAGAGAGAAUAACUUAACGGACAUACACUUGAGACUACAACACAUCACAGAAGACAAAAGAACGCUGUCUGUUGAUAUAAUUGUUAUAUUUGAGUUUUGAAGAAGCCCGAUGAAAAGUCAUGAGGAUUUACAGACUUCAGUGUAGUAGCCAAAACAAACAUUGGGCUGCUAUAAUGGCGGUGAGUAGAACCUGGGAGUGGAUUUGGAUAACGGGGUGCGCGCUGGCAGUUUCCCUUGUUCAACCGUGCGUGAGUCAAUAUCAUGGUGAAAAGGGCAUUUCGAUACCAGAGCAUGGGUUUUGUCAGCCCAUAUCAAUCCCUCUCUGCACGGACAUUGCAUACAAUCAGACCAUCAUGCCAAAUCUCCUCGGUCACACAAAUCAGGAGGACGCAGGGCUAGAAGUCCAUCAGUUUUACCCCCUCGUGAAGGUGCAGUGUUCUAUGGAUCUGAAGUUUUUCCUGUGUUCAAUGUAUGCACCUGUUUGCACGGUUUUGGAGCAAGCCAUUCCGCCAUGCCGUUCUCUGUGCGAGCGCGCACGCCAGGGCUGCGAGGCACUCAUGAAUAAAUUCGGUUUCCAGUGGCCCGAGAGACUUCGCUGCGAAAACUUCCCUGUGCACGGCGCGGGGGAGAUUUGUGUCGGUCAAAACACAUCCGACACAGACAUACCUACCUCGGACCCGACUCCAAACCUGCCCGAGCUAAUGACUUUACCUCCAUUCAUUCCCCGAUCAGCUCAGCCCUUCUCCUGUCCUCUACAACUCCAGGUCCCUUCCUACCUCAACUACCAUUUCUUGGGAGCUAAGGACUGCGGAGCCCCAUGCGAGGCAACCAAGCCCAACGGACUGAUGUAUUUCCGUGAGGAGGAAUUAAAGUUUGGUAAACUGUGGGUGGGCAUUUGGUCGAUUUUGUGUUGCGUCAGCACCCUGUUCACUGUGCUCACCUACCUCGUGGACAUGAGGAGAUUCCGCUACCCUGAGCGACCAAUCAUCUUCUUGUCCGGCUGCUACUUCAUGGUGGCCGUGGCCUACACGGCAGGCUUCCUCCUGGAGGACAAGGUCGUGUGCAUAGACAAGUUCAAAGACGACGGUUACAAGACGGUGGCCCAGGGCACCAAGAAGGAGGGCUGCACCAUCCUCUUCAUGAUCCUCUACUUCUUCGGCAUGGCCUCGUCCAUCUGGUGGGUCAUCCUGUCCCUCACCUGGUUCCUGUCCGCCGGGAUGAAGUGGGGUCACGAGGCCAUCGAAGCCAACUCUCAGUACUUCCACCUGGCAGCGUGGGCAGUGCCUGCUGUGAAGACCAUCACCAUCCUGGCGUUGGGGCAGGUGGACGGAGACCUGCUCACCGGCGUGUGCUACGUUGGCAUCUACAAUGUGGACGCCCUGAGAGGCUUCGUCCUGGCCCCCCUAUUCGUCUACCUCUUCAUCGGCACGUCCUUCCUGCUGGCCGGUUUCGUGUCGCUGUUCCGGAUCCGCACCAUCAUGAAGCACGACGGCACCAAGACGGAGAAGCUGGAGAAGCUGAUGGUGCGCAUCGGCGUGUUCAGCGUGCUGUACACGGUACCCGCCACCAUCGUCAUCGCGUGCUACUUCUACGAGCAGGCGUUCCGCGAGCAGUGGGAGAAGACGUGGCACACGCAGACCUGCAAGCGCUUCGCCGUGCCGUGCCCCGCCCACAACUUUGCCCCCAUGACGCCGGACUUUACGGUCUUCAUGAUCAAGUACCUGAUGACCAUGAUCGUGGGGAUCACGUCCGGGUUCUGGAUCUGGUCGGGGAAGACCUUGCAGUCGUGGCGCAGGUUCUACAAGCGGCUAAGCAACACCAACCAAGGAGAAACGACCGUGUGAAGCCCCGAAGAGGAGCGGGAGGAGGGUCCGGACUGGAGAGGAGGGUCCGGACUGGAGAGGAGGGAAGGAGACUGAGCAUAUCUCUGUCCAUCUCUGGACACGAUGAUGGCGUUAGGAACUCCCAAGGUUUUCCCUUCAGGCCUAGCAAGCCAGCCAGACUCUUGAGUCUUGAGUCCCGGCGGGGGAUGUAAACAAGGCUAGGUCGUUACCUGACUCCUGGGGACAUUGAAUGAACUCACGACUGAAACUUUCAGGACCAUAGUAACGGCAGCCUUUGUCUUUCCAUAAAUGCUUGAUUUAUUUUUAUUUUUUAAUCUUCUUAUUGGAACUUGGAGUUGUCUUAUUUGAAAAGAGACAGGACCCAUAAAAUCCACUAGCUGUGGAAGCCUUUGUAUGUUAUCUUUUUUUUCUUCUUUUUUUUGAAAAGCAUGCUUUAAAGUGAAUACAUGCAUUUUGCCCUAUUUUAAGCCCCACCCAAACAAUUUGAUGUACCAAUUUUUGCUAUGUGCUGCAGAUUUGAUUUGACAUGAGCUUACUGUUUGAAACAGCCAUGUGGUGUAGACCAAAUGAGCUAAGACUAUAGGGUUGAAAUACGCUUGUGGAAAAUGGCAAGGAUCAAGAAAAUGCCCUCGUUUACAGGUCACUUAUUUUGUAAAUAUACACUCUUUCAAAGGAACAUAUGUAUUUAUAAGAAAUAUAAUCUUGCUGUUUUUACUGAUUUUCAAUGCUAUACGGCUUGUAUCUGUACAGUUUCACAAAAUAAAAAGCUACCAU